Mizuhopecten yessoensis (Yesso scallop) is the source of this 823-nucleotide messenger RNA. Its product is annotated as neurogenic locus notch homolog protein 2-like. Gene Ontology annotation, biological process: cell communication; negative regulation of adenylate cyclase activity. Bases 14 to 823 code for a protein of 269 amino acids. Gene Ontology annotation, cellular component: membrane. The transcript has 6 exons. The record is from RefSeq and is a predicted model, not a curated record. Gene Ontology annotation, molecular function: G protein-coupled receptor activity. NCBI's taxonomy places the organism in Eukaryota, Metazoa, Mollusca, Bivalvia, Pectinida, Pectinidae.
ACAUUUCAGGGAAAUGGCCAACCGAAAAUUUACGCAGUGCUACGGCCUUUGGAUAUGUGUGCUGCUUGCUGCUACAUAUGCCGAUCACAUCCAAGACUACGGCGGUGGAGGAGGUUUUAUUGAUGGCGGCACAGGAGGAGGCUACGGUGGUCCCUCACAUGUUGUUGUCGGCGGAUAUGAUGAUCACUCACAUGGUGGUUCUGGAGGAGGCAAAACGCAUUGCUGUGACAACGCUGACCUGAUAAACGGCAGAUGUGUGUGUAAAGCCAAUUACCGAGGACAUAGCACUCAUCCCUGUGACAAACCUUGCUGGGACAAAUGUGGAACCAAUUCGUACUGUAACGUACAGGAAUUUAAAUGUUACUGUAAGGAAAGUUACAUCGGUGAUCCCUACUACGAAUGUGACUUGCCAUGUGGAGGAAAGUGUGCCUCAAAUGCUUACUGUGACAGUGUUACCAACACCUGUCGCUGUAACACUGGUCUUAUUGGUGAUGCCACAAAGAAAUGUUUCAGCCCAAGUGUCAUCGUAUUUGCACAGUCUAGCUACACAGUGAGAGAAAGCGUUGGAGUCUUAAAGAUUAAAGUUAACAGGCAAGGAGGAACAUUCGGUUCUAUCACUGUGGGAUGGACCGUGUCCAGCGGCACUGCCACCAGCCCGUCUGAUUUCACAUUUGCCUUAGGUUCACUUCAAUUUGGUAAUGGAGACUCUGUGGAAUUUAUUUCUAUCAAAAUUAUCAAUGAUCAGGACGCACGCUUCCAGAACGGAGACGAGCCGCUUUACGACCGCAGGACGAACCCGGUUCGAACGCAAGCCUACCGAUAG